This is a messenger RNA of Neospora caninum, 849 nucleotides long. RefSeq lists its product as hypothetical. Lineage: Eukaryota; Apicomplexa; Conoidasida; Eucoccidiorida; Sarcocystidae. Gene Ontology annotation, cellular component: mitochondrial large ribosomal subunit. The record is from RefSeq and is a predicted model, not a curated record. The coding region runs from base 1 to 849 and encodes 282 amino acids. Gene Ontology annotation, molecular function: structural constituent of ribosome. The transcript is spliced from 2 exons.
AUGCCGAAGAAUCUUAACUUAUGGGGAAAAUACCUGCGCCUGGUGGGGCGCGGUGCACGCCGAGGGUUCAAAAAGUGGCAAGUCAUUCCUCCGAUCCCUGUGAAGGCGUAUGGCAGGGAACCGUCGGCUGCGUCUCAGACCGGGUUAUAUCAUGACGAAGAUUUCAACUACCACACGAAGAGGACUUUCUCAAUGCGACGUACGAGACGGAAACUCAAGCCGAAUGUGUUUCGCCGUACUUUUACUUCUAGCUUGUUGAACGUGAGCAUUCCAAAUGUACGCGUAACGACCUCCGCGCUACACGCGAUGGACGACAUGGGGGGUUUCGAUGCCUACAUCUUGCGGACCCCGCCGCAAGAGCUGCGUUCACACAUGGGAGAACGGAUGCGGCAAGUCAUGUAUUAUUACCAGGAUCAGCCCGCCAUCCGUGACUGGGGACUUCCGUGGAAAGUGUUUCUCAAGGUGGCAUCUCGCCGGGAUCCCUUCUACGCGUGCUACCGACACAACCUGCGAAAACAUCAGUAUGAAACAGAUCUGGGUAGGCGCGUUCGCAACUUCUCUCCGUACUUCCUUCCCUCUGCUCACCAACCGCAUCCUGAGCGACAGGCUUUCCAUGAGGGUGCGUCAGAGAGCCCGCCGCUUAAUUUUUGGUGGCGGGAGAGCAGAGAACUCGAAGAAGCCUUUCGACGCAGACUCGGUGAAGCAAAGUGUUUUGAACGAGCUUUUGCCGACUCCAGUGAAUCUUCCGGGUACACGAAAGGCCGGUGCCGUGGAGGGGGCGGCAAAAGCGGCCGCUCUGUACGGCGGAGAAGCAAAACGCACAAGUACCGUGAAAACCGUGCUUUCUGA